AUGUCUAAACACGACAUGCACCUCCAACCGCGCAUGUCCAAGAAGGGUCCCUUCUCGGUCGAGGCGCCCGGCUAUGAACCCGUUGAAGGCGAAACCAUUCCUCGUCGACACCCAGCAGCCAAGAACGGUCUCAUCCUGCGCCCAUCAGAGGACGUAGGAACCACCUACGAAAACUUCCGUCGUUCCGCUCGUCUGUUCGGAAAUUCCAAGGCCGUUGGUACUCGCAAGCUGAUUAAGACCCAUGUCGAGAACAAGAAGAUCAAGAAGAUGGUGGAUGGUGUGGAGCAGGAGGUGGAAAAGAAGUGGACUUACUUCGAGCUGAGCGGAUAUACCUACAAGACCUUCCUUGAGUAUGAGCAGCUCUGUCUGCAGCUUGGUGCGGGUCUGCGCAAGCUCGGCCUCGAGAAGGACAAUCGAGUUCACUUGUACGGUGCCACAAGUGCUCACUGGCUUGCCAUGUCACACGGUGCUGCAUCUCAAUCAGUAACCAUUGUCACUGCCUACGAUACCCUGGGUGAGGAGGGCCUGAAGCACUCUCUGAAGCAAACCGCCAGUGACGCUAUCUUCUUGGAUCCCGGCCUGAUCAAGUCGCUCCUUCACGUUCUGGGAGACAUCCCUUCGAUCAAGCACAUUAUCUACAACACCGAUACCGAAGUGAAUCAGGAUGAUUUGGACAAGCUGAAGGCUGACUACAGUCAUAUCUCCGUACAGAGCAUCGAGGAGCUGCGCAAGUCCGGCGAGGAGAACCCCGUUGACCCCGUGCCGCCCAAGCCCGAGGACCUUUGCUGCAUUAUGUACACUUCUGGUUCCACCGGACCCCCGAAGGGUGUCUCCCUGACCCACGCCAACGUUAUUGCUGCCACUGCCGGUGUUAACGAGAUCGUCGGUCCCUACAUCAGUCAUAAGGACUCCCUGCUUACAUACCUGCCCCAGGCUCACAUCCUGGAGUUCAUGUUUGAGAACCUCUGUUUGUUCUGGGGUGGUACUAUGGGAUACGGUAACCCUCGCACUCUCUCCGAUACCUCCGUGCGCAACUGCAAGGGUGAUAUUCGCGAAUUCAAGCCUACCAUCUUGGUCGGUGUUCCGGCUGUGUGGGAGACCGUGAAGAAGGGUGUCAUGAACAACCUGAACAAGAUGAGCUUUAUCGUCAAGGGCUUGUUCUGGGGUGGAUUGGCUACCAAGAACUUCCUUCUGAACAAUGGCAUUCCUGGUGCAAGCUUGGGUGUCGGCGUUCUUGACGCUGUUGUCUUCAAGAAGCUCAAGGAGGCUACUGGUGGUCAUCUCCGCAUUAUGAUGAACGGUGGUGGUCCCAUCUCUAAGGAUACCCAGAAGUUCUUGUCCAUGGCUAUUGCGCCUAUGAUCAGUGGUUACGGUUUGACUGAGACUUCCGCGAUGGGAGCUCUGAACGACCCAAUGGCCUGGAACCCCGAGGCCCUGGGUGAUAUUCCCGCGUCCAUUGAGAUCAAGCUUGUUGACUUCCCCGAUGCCGGAUACUUCACCAAGAACAACCCUCCUCAAGGAGAGAUUUUCAUCCGCGGUGGCAGUGUGACAUCUGGCUACUUCGAUAACGAGGAGGAGACCAAGGCCUCAUUGACUGAGGAUGGCUGGUUCAUGACUGGUGAUAUUGGCGAGUUCGACUCACACGGUCACUUGAACAUCAUCGACCGUAAGAAGAACUUAGUCAAGACCCAAAACGGCGAGUACAUUGCUCUGGAGAAGCUGGAGUCUGUCUACCGCUCUUCUUCUGUUGUUGGCAACAUUUGCGUUUACGCUGCCCAGGACCAGGAUAAGCCCAUUGCCAUCAUUGUGCCUGUGGAGCUUGCGUUGAAGAAGCUCGCCAGUGAAAAUGGUGUGAAGGGUGAUAGCUUGGAGACUCUUGUGCAUGACGAGAAGGUCCAGCGCCUUGUUUUGCAGCAGCUGCAGAGCUCUGGUCGUAGUGGUGGUCUGAAGGGCAUUGAGAUCAUCAGCGGAGUUGUUCUGUCCGAUGAGGAGUGGACCCCUCAGAACGGCUACAUGACUGCUGCUCAGAAGUUGCAGCGCAGGAAGAUUGUCGACAAGUACAAGGCCCAGAUUGACAAGGCCUACGGCAAGAAAUAG
Penicillium malachiteum is the source of this 2097-nucleotide messenger RNA. It is a transcript of the gene faa4, whose product is annotated as long-chain fatty acid-CoA ligase FAA1. The transcript has 2 exons. Gene Ontology annotation, molecular function: long-chain fatty acid-CoA ligase activity. The record is from RefSeq and is a predicted model, not a curated record. Gene Ontology annotation, cellular component: lipid droplet; endoplasmic reticulum; plasma membrane. Gene Ontology annotation, biological process: long-chain fatty acid metabolic process; long-chain fatty-acyl-CoA metabolic process. The coding region runs from base 1 to 2097 and encodes 698 amino acids. Lineage: Eukaryota; Fungi; Ascomycota; Eurotiomycetes; Eurotiales; Aspergillaceae.